CUCGUUGGAGCAUAACCUAAUUAAUGGUAUGAUUCGACGAAACUUGCCCGCUGAUAAUAGUUCAAGCAGGCAUCUAGCUGCAUUGACCGCACGAUUUUCGGAAUAAUAUAGAAAAAUCGAGCAAAUAGCGCUGCCCCGCAUCAGAAUUCAAUUAUCCCUUCAUAAAGACAAUUUGGUGGUAUUAAUAUAUCAAGGCGGUCAAUUGGUCAAUAUCUAAGGUGAGGGGUUAAGCAGGCUGCCAACGGCAUAUAUUUCUCAAGUCUCCACUCAACGCCCCAUUUCCCAUAAAACACUUAAUAUGAUAACUUUCGGAGUCUUGCAACCAUAAUGAAUCCAAGAACGUCACAUUACCGCGAUAUCACGAAAAAUACUUUUGGUAAUAAUACUAGGAUCCAUCAAGGAGAUAUCCACAACCACGACAGCCACGCCCGUGGUCAGGCAGAUCCUUGCCUAACAGAUUUAAGAAUCACCGAUCCCCGCGAUGACAAAACGCGCAUUGAGGAAACCAAAGGCAACCUGCUUAGGGAUUCGUACUGCUGGAUCCUCGACCAUGCCGACUUCCAGAUGUGGCGAAACGAUCCACAGUGUCGGCUACUCUGGAUUAAAGGGGACCCUGGUAAGGGAAAGACCAUGCUGCUCUGCGGUAUUAUCAAUGAACUAGAGAAGCUUGCAGCAUAUCGCCUAUCAUACUUCUUUUGCCAGGCGACUGAGGCAAGACUAAGAAGUGCACCGGCCGUACUGCGGGGGCUAAUCUAUAGCCUUAUUGUUCAACAGCCAUCGCUUAUUUCUUAUGUGCGAGAGAAGUACGAUCACGCAGGCAAACAGCUAUUUGAAGAUAUAAACGCCUGGACAGCUCUGUCUAAGAUAUUAAUGGCGAUACUUAAUGAUCCCUGUCUUAAAGAUGUGGUCUUGAUCAUUGACGCUCUCGAUGAGUGCAUAGAAGAACUUCCACGCCUUCUUAACCUUAUUAAACAGAUUUGCUCGGCCUCCUCUUCGUCCUCUCAUGUCAAGUGGAUUGUGUCAAGUCGUAACUGGCCUGGCAUUGAGAAUAGGCUCAAAAAUGCUGAGCAGAAGAUCAGUCUAUGUCUCGAGCUGAAUGAGGAUUCCAUCUCGGCCGCUGUUCAAACUUAUAUCCAUUAUAAGGUGAAUCUUUUAGCGGAAGAGAACAGCUAUAGCAAUAAAAUACAAGAAGAGACUCAACGCUACUUAGUUUCGAACGCCAAUAAUACCUUUCUUUGGGUGGCCUUAGUGUGUCAGAAUCUUAACAAUGUCAGAAGCUGGAAGGUACUGAAGAAGCUAAAAACUUACCCGCCUGGUCUUAAUUCUCUUUAUGAAAGGAUGCUAGACCAGAUACUCAAAUUAGACGAUAAUGAUGAUGUGUCUCUCUGCAAGCACGUCCUCACUAUAUUAUCGACAGUCUACCGGCCAGUUACCUUACAUGAACUUCAUUCUCUUAUUGGAAGUCCUGAGGAGUUUUUAGAAGACAUCUCGUUAUUUGCAGAGAUAAUAUGUCUCUGCGGCUCUUUUCUUACCAUUCGUGGUGAUACAAUUUACUUUAUCCAUCAAUCAGCAAAAGAUUACUUAACUACAGAUGAAGCCUGGUCUACUCUCUCUCGUUCUAGCGCAAACGAUAUUCAUUAUACUAUCUUUUCUCAAUCGCUUCAAUCUAUAAAUGCCACGUUACGACGUGAUAUUUACUGCUUAAGAGAUCCCGGAUAUCUUAUCAGCCAACUCCAACAACCUAAUCCAGAUCCCCUAAUCGCUGUAUGGUACUCAUGCGUCUACUGGAUUAAUCAUCUUUGCGAUUAUAAUAUUGGCGAUAAUACGAAGGUUAAUUUCCAAGAGGGAGGCUUACUUGAUACAUUCCUGCGCCGUCACUUUCUUCACUGGCUAGAGGCGUUAAGUCUUCUGCAAGAGACAUCAGAAGGCAUCCUUGCAUUAGCAAGGCUUAUGGAUCUGCUUUCGGAACAAACAUCCCAGAGCCAAAUGUUAAUCUUGGUACAAGAUGCCAGACGAUUUACUCUUCGACAUAGAUGGGUGAUUGAAUAUACGCCGCUCCAAGUAUAUGUCUCUGCACUUAUAUUUAGCCCCCUGCAGAGUCAAAUGCGGAUGAUAUACAAGGAUGAAGAGCCAUCAUGGAUGCCAUUAAAGCCAGCUGUAGAAGCAGACUGGGAUGCCUGUCUGCCGACUCUAGAGGGCCAUAGCGGCUGGGUGACGUCGGUGGUCUUCUCACCCAAUGGCCAGCGGCUUGCCUCAGGCUCAGACGAUAACAUAGUUACACGAGGUACGGCCCAUUAUGGCUAUGGCAUAAACUCUGAUAAAACAUGGAUCACAAAAGAUGAUAUGCCUUUGGUUUGGCUGCCUUUAGAGUAUCGACCAACUGCAUCAGCUAUAUUUGGAGCUACAGUUAUUAUUGGAUGUGCAUCUGGUCGGGUAUUAGUAAUGCGGUUUUCUAUAAACCAGGCUAAUUAACAAUGAAAUGGGUUCUAUUUCUAUUAUCGCGACCCAACACAUAGCCAUUGAGGAAGACCGCAUAUGACAAGAGCUUAUAAAAUGAAAUAGUCAAAACGAAGUCGGUUCUACUAGGCUCGAUCGGUCGACGAGGGACAAAGCCUUAAGGGGUGCGUAAGAUAACAUACUCUAUAUUUUAAUAACUUUGUAUUGGACGGUUGAAGGGGCG
This is a messenger RNA of Trichoderma asperellum CBS 433.97, 2680 nucleotides long. The record is from RefSeq and is a predicted model, not a curated record. Lineage: Eukaryota; Fungi; Ascomycota; Sordariomycetes; Hypocreales; Hypocreaceae.